AGAUUAAGGCGAGAAGGUUAGUGGCGUGCGAAUGUCGAGAUGUGGUACGAGAUCCUGCCCGCUUUGACCGUCAUGUAUGUCUGUUUGUGUAUCCCUGGAUUCUCCACCACCAGGAUCCACAGAUACACGAAUGGGGGAAAGGAGAAGCGGACUGCUCUGAACACCUAUCAGUGGUAUCUGAUGGAAAGGGACAGGCAUGUUUCCCAAACCAAUCGCUACUAUGAAUCAAAGGGCUUGGAGAACAUUGACUGAACCCAUGACGUGAUAAGUUCUACCUGAACCAGCUUAAUAUCAAUAAACAUGAAUUUAACAA
This is a messenger RNA of Sphaerodactylus townsendi, 313 nucleotides long. RefSeq names its product NADH dehydrogenase [ubiquinone] 1 alpha subcomplex subunit 1-like. NCBI's taxonomy places the organism in Eukaryota, Metazoa, Chordata, Lepidosauria, Squamata, Sphaerodactylidae. The record is from RefSeq and is a predicted model, not a curated record. The transcript has a single exon. Bases 40 to 252 code for a protein of 70 amino acids.